UUCCCGCUCGCCAAACACCUUUUCACAUAUUUUCUCUCUCCUCACAAGUAGGAAACCCUACAACUUCUAAAAAAGAAAAAUCAGGAGCAGCUUUUCAUACAAAUAAUAAAAAAAAAGGACAAAAUUCAAUCGUCGUAUUGGGAUUUUCAAACUCCUCUUGAUUUUCUUCCCUAAAUUUUGAGUGUUUAUUCUCUCAGAUUGAUCGUUAUAACCUAUUUUUCUUAUGUUUGGCAUGGAUUAUUACUACUGAGAAGCUGAUAUACAAAUUCAUGGGUAAUUUAGCUUGUUCUCCUGCCUUGCAACUUUGAGUUUUGGCGUUGGCUGUGUUUCAUUGAAAAUAUAUGUAGAUUCCAGAGGUUUUGGAGACAUCAAUCGACAUGGAUGUUGGUGUCAGUUCAUGCAGCAGUGGUAUAGUUCUGCAUAGUGACAAUGUCAAGGAGGAUAAGAAUCUGGAUGUGGACAUUCUUAAUGAUUUUGACACAUAUUGGGAGGAUAUAAAGGAUCGGUGUACUGUGUCGAGAAUGGUGAGUGACUCAGUUGUCAAGGGCAUGAUAUCUGCCGUUGAGCAGGAGGCAGCUGAAAAGAUUGCUCUGAAAGAAUCAGAGUUGGCUAAACUAAAAGAAACAUUGCAUCUUUACCAUGUGGGUGCGGACGGGAGGUGUUCAAUGAUGUGCCAUGAGCCAAUAAGCGGAAAAAAUGAACUUUAUUCCAGCCAUUCAAAUGGCAUGGUAGAUCAUGAGAGGUUACAAGAUUCUUUCCGCAACCUUAAAUUUACAGCUAAAGAGCAGUUUAAAAGGCUCAAGAAAGAAAUUGACAAAAUUAAGAUGAAGGGUUCUGCUCCUGAGUUGAAAGGAUUGAGUGGUUUUCUGCAGGGUAUCAUGCCAGAAAAGUGGAUUGAUGCGGAUAGGGCACUUGAUGGUCUUAGAACGACUCUGGAAUCUACCUAUGUGCAUGCAGAAGAUUUCAUUUGCUUAUCUGAGUCAUUGCUCUUCGAAUGGCAGCAGGAGAGAGAAUUUCAAGCAGGUAUUGAACGAAUGGUGGUCAAGAAUUGUCUUCAAGAAGAGUUUGACCAGAGAUUGUGGGAUCAAAAUGCUAAAUCUUAUGAUAAUGAAAGUGCAAAUUGGCUUGAACAGAUCAAAGAGAUUUCAAGUUUACGACAGGAAUUAGAUGCCAUCUCUAAGUCAUUGUCUGUUCCUGAAAGUGGGCAUUUAAUUUCACAUGGUUCCUUGGAGCACCGAAAGGCUUCAGUUAAUCAUGUUUCAUCAACUUCACUUUUGGAAGAAAAUGGCAAACAUGACGAGUCAAUAACUGUUGUUCCAGAAUUUAUGGAUUAUGCACAAUUAAAGCACCUCUCAAAGGAGGAUUUAUAUAGUUAUUGCAAGGCUGAGAUGACUAAAAUGAAGAGAGACCAUGAGUUAAAUGUGCAACAAAUGAUUGAAGAAGUUUACAGUUUGAAGAGGGAGUACUUGAAGGAAGGGGGUUCUUGUGUGCCAGUGAGGAAGGCUAAGGAGUUUGAUUCGUUGAGGAAAAAGAUUCUGGAGGUCAUUCUAAAAUUGGAUGACAUCCUUCUGGAAAAUGAGAAACUGUCUUCAUAUAGUAACAAUGGCGAUUGUCUAGACAGUUUGAAGGAUAGACUGGAACAACUCCGUUUAGAAAAUCAACAACUAAGAGACUUGCUCAUGGAGAAGGAACAAGAAAUUAAAUGCCUUUCCUCACAAGUUUCUGAUGCCGCAGAGAAAAUACUAGAACGCUCAAUUGCUGAGGAAAAAUUCACCAGAAUGCUUGAAGAUCUUAAAUGUGUUAAAGAAGAUGCACAUAUUGAAGCUUCAAUCAGUGAAGACCUAUAUAAAUUCCUUCUUAAGGAGGUGAUCAAUCACAUGAAAAGCUCCGUACAAGAGUUAGAUAUGGAGCAUGACAUCAUUCAUGGAAUUUGUGAAAUCAUAUUCAGAGAAGCUAUUUACAGUGUGGAGCCUACUGGUAAGUUAGAGAUUGAAGAUUCAGUUAUGGAGUACAUCAUCAUGCAAGGGAUAUGUGAAGUUAUUCUGAGGGAAUCCUUUAAGGAAGCUGAGGACAAAGUUGGCAACUUGAACCUGAAAUAUAUUAAUGAAAAUGAAGCUCGAAUAUCCCUUGAGAUGCAAGCAUUAGAAAAAGAAAAGGAAUUGAGAUUGACUAUUGCAGAGAGAGAAAAACUGGAGGAAGAGAUAAUCCUAUUAAAGGCAAUGAUUGAAGAAAAGGACAAUUUGGUGCAAGAAACAGCAGGGGCUUUGGCAAAAGAGAGGGAGAAACUGGAGUUAGUUUCUGAAGAGUUUGGUAAAUUAAGGUUUCAGACAACUCAGCAGCAGAUGUUAAUUUUGAAAUAUAAUGAAGAAUCAGAAAUUGUCAAAGGUGAUUUAGUCAAGGCUUUGGACACAAUUGAAAUGGAUAAGAGGGAGAUAUCCAAGUUGAGAGAGCAGCUUGAGAUGGUGACAAACAACUUAAUGGAAGUUGUUAAGGAGAAAAGUAUGCUUUUAUCUAUUUCUCAACAGCACCAGGAUAUUUUGUCAUCAGUGGAAGAAAGAGAAAGAGAAUAUAGGAAGCAAAUGAAUUCAAUUAUUGCUCUUAUCCAAGGAUUGUCGGAGGCAGUUAAUGAUUUUGAACACAAAGCAGCUGAAGAUAUUAAAAUGAAUAGCUUGAGGUUGGAAACUUUGAGCCCUCAGUUGAAUUCUCUCAUUCAGAAAGCUAACGUACUUAGAAAGACAGGGUUGCUGGACAAGCAGAGGCUUGAAAGGAGGAGUUCAGACCUUCAAAAGGCGGAAGCUGAGGUUGAUCUUUUAGGUGAUGAGGUGGAUGCUCUUCUAAGCUUUCUUGGAAAGAUAUACAUAGCACUGGAUCAUUAUUCUCCAAUCUUGCAACACUAUCCUGGAGUAAGAUGCUUCUCUUCUUCCAACUACACUAAUGAUGUAUGUGAAAAUUGUAAAUUAUUUUUUGUGCAUGAACUUGUCUAUUUCUAUGGUUGACUUCUAGAGGUGGCAACCAGUUAGGAAUUUUUGGGUACCCAACCUGCUUCAACCUAAUAAGACAAGUUCAAUAGUUUGUGUAAGGUCUGGGUUAUAUACAUUGGGUACCUCUCACCAAACAAUUUGUAAAGUUAUUAAUUAAAUGUAAGAGUUUAUAGUUUAUAUAAUAUCUUUACUUUUGAAAUUUUCUAUUUUACGAAAAGAUUUUAAAUAUUCGUAUUGGAUUGUUAAAUUUUAAAAUAUAAAUUAUUAAUUAAAAAUGUUUAUAUAAUAUAUAUAUAAAUAGAUUUGGAUAGUAUGAAGGUGAUAGUAAUUGGGCUUUGGGAUGGGUACAGGUGCUAACAGGUAAAAUCUAAUCAAGUUUGUGACAGAUUUAGAUAGUAAUAAUAUUAAAAAGGUUUGAGCACCUUGAAUUUUGCAGCUAUCCCCCCCUGUUGCUCGCCCAAAUUCAUUUCUUCCUUGAAGUUGUUAAACAUGGGUAUUAAGAGAAACCAUUUGAUAUUUGCCUUUCCCUAGCACAUAGUUUAUAUUUAUAUGCACCAGGACAAUUGCGAAGAAAAACUUUUCACUCUUCCCGCAUGUUAAAGGGAAGUCGAUGGGGAAUAAGGUUACUUCCAAUAAAAUUUCUGCAGAUGUCAACUGGGAAAACUUAAAAAUUAGGUUCUUCUUUGAGUAGCAAUUUACUAGAACUCGUUAUGGAUCAUUAAUGGUAUAGUGCCUUGUACAUGUUAAAGUUAUAUUAAUUUUCUUUUUCUUUUCUCCUAAGAAAAGAAAUUAAAAUAGCUAUACUCUUUAAGUCUUAUUUUAUU
Manihot esculenta (cassava) is the source of this 3805-nucleotide messenger RNA. Its product is annotated as WPP domain-associated protein. Lineage: Eukaryota; Viridiplantae; Streptophyta; Magnoliopsida; Malpighiales; Euphorbiaceae. The record is from RefSeq and is a predicted model, not a curated record. The coding region runs from base 378 to 2996 and encodes 872 amino acids. The transcript is spliced from 4 exons.